Messenger RNA from Hymenoscyphus albidus, 624 nucleotides. Lineage: Eukaryota; Fungi; Ascomycota; Leotiomycetes; Helotiales; Helotiaceae. The record is from the annotation of a GenBank genome assembly.
AUGGCACGAACCAAGAGAAAUCCAAUCGCAGCCAACGAGGACCUACCUCCUCGACCUCGCAAACCGGCUCGAGUUACACCAGUCCAGUCCGAGGCUCAGAUCAUGAGAGGACUUAUGGAAGAGAAGAUCCAACCAGCCAAGCCCACCACAAUAGAUCUGGAUGAUGAGAAGGACACAAAGUCCUUCCCUCUCUCUGCAAUCCACAAAACUCGCUUGUCGAACCAACCAGAUGUCAAGGCUGGGAGAAAGCUCUUGGACGGCUAUGGCCCAGCAUGCUACAAAUCUUACGAGGGGAGCAUAGCAGGGAUCGAAAAAAACACCAAACUUUUCGUCGGGAGUCGGUACCUGCCGGGCCCCCAGAUCCCAGAGUCGAACGAGCGAGGCAACGGCCAGUACAACUUCCAUUCGUUGCCUAAUCAAGAGGCGGUUCUUCAACUGAAUGAGCCAGAGAACUUCCAUGUUGAGGAGUCGGAUCUUCGUGGCGAUGGGAUGGUGCCCAAAUACUCGCCUGGCGACACAUUGGCCGCUAUCAAAGCUAAAGAGGCGAUCGAAAUCCAAGCAGAGGAGUCUCUUCAGCAAAAGGAACGUUCAGCCAGAAGAUGCUCCUCGGCCAGAGGACUGUGA